This is a messenger RNA of Thunnus maccoyii (southern bluefin tuna), 3428 nucleotides long. RefSeq names its product coiled-coil domain containing 106a (gene ccdc106a). NCBI's taxonomy places the organism in Eukaryota, Metazoa, Chordata, Actinopteri, Scombriformes, Scombridae. The transcript is spliced from 8 exons. Gene Ontology annotation, cellular component: nucleoplasm. The coding region runs from base 151 to 1389 and encodes 412 amino acids. The record is from RefSeq and is a predicted model, not a curated record.
CCGGAAAUGACGUAAGAGAAUGUUGGGAAAAAAAGCCAUAAUUGUUAUUGUUAGCUUGUUAGCUAGCGGACGAACUCGUGAAAUGGAGAUAUGACAGAGUAAUAACGUCUUAUUACAUGUGCACGAUUAAGUUAUAACAACCGUAAAGUGAUGGAGGACGGAAACAGGUCAGAUGCUGCCUCUACAUCCAAGAGCCACGCAGGCUCACUCCACCUGCAGACUCCAAAAAAUGAGGACACCUAUGAAAUUGCCAUCCCCUAUGAAGAGAGCAACUUUGAGCAGCAAGGAUUUUUCAACCAGAGUGAUCAAAAUUUUGAUGAGUCGCCUCCAUCUGCUGGCCCAUCUCCAGUUAACAACUCAUACAUGGUGAUCACUAACCUGCGGACCCAGCUACAGAUCUCUCUAGAGAAAAACUCUUGGCUUCAGAAAAGAAUUGAGGACCUGGAAGAGGAGAGGGACUUCCUCCGUUGCCAGCUGGACCGCUUCAUCUUCUCCACAAAAAGCCAGGGACAAGAUCAGAGUCAGAGCCAGUACAGUAACGGUGAGGGAAGGAGACAGGUGCGAGGUUAUGAGUCUAGACGAUUCAACUGGAGGGGAAGAAGAGACGAAGAUCGUUCUGCUGAGCUACAGAAGACAGACACACAGCAUUUCCCCUCUCGUCAGUUUAUCCAACGAAGACCUGGUCCUCCAACUAUGGUGCCUUCCAAAAACCAUGUCUCCAAUCCCAUAACUAAUCAGCUUGCCUCUAUGAAUGCUUUGUUCAACUCUACGCAAUCCCAGGCCCUCUUGCAAGGCCAUAGCCAUAGCACUCCAAGCACUACAGUCAGUGGCAGCAGUGGCAGCAGUAACAGUGCUACAAGGUCAUCGAUGAAUGAAAUGAGCGGACAUAGCAACGUAGGUACAGAUUCUCUUUCACUCCUGGGAGAAUCUGACGAGUACUUGGAGCACGACGGUUACCUAGAGGAGGAGGAAUUGAUAUCAGGUGAAGAUGUCAUGCCAGAUACCAUUAACAGCAACAGACACCAAUUAAAGAGAAGACGGGUCUUACGAGCCCCUAGAGAGCGGCAAAGAGUAAAAGAUGCUGCUGGAGUGCUGUUUCGCUACAAGAAGAUCCUACUUACAUAUCAGCGCCUGAAAAAUAUGUCUAAAGCCUUCCAAAUUCAUGGUGUGGACCGCAACACGGUGGCUUCCACCACACCCAUUGCUGAGCUGCUGCUAGUGGCCCCAGAGAAGGUGGCAGAGGUUGGCGAGUUCGAUCCAUCCAAGGAGAAGCUGCUGGACUACGCCCGCCGUUGCUAUACUGCCUUGGAUGAGGAGACGCUCAGCAGGGUGCAGGCCUUGAAGAAGAAUAACCUGCUUCUGCCCAUUUCCUACAGGUUCAGACACUGAGAGGAGAAACAGGUCAAUGGAGGUUGUUGGGUUCUGCUGCAGCAGGCCCGCUCCCCUCUGACGCACAGAGAUGUCCAGAGGCAUAAGUGCCCGCUUUCUCAGUAGCCGGGAUAUGGUCAUGUUAACUGUGGUUGAGAUCCUUUUUUUUCCAGACAAACAAACUUUUAACAUCUCACUUUUUUAAUCAAUAUUAUGUACAGAUACAUGAGUUUCUUCAACAAAUCCUCACCAUUGCCCCAAUAAUACUGAGGAUGUGGGGGUGCCUGCUGACACAAACACACGGGUCUCAUUGCUCAAAAAGCAAAGUGGCAUGUUAGUGUGAUUCAGAAUUUUUGGUUAAAGAUAUGUGAACUACAAUGUGUCUUUGCCAUUAUGAUUAUAGAGGGGAUUCCUUUUCCCUGGUACUUAAAUGAGUGUAACCAGCUUGACUCAUUUUAUGUUUCAGCUGUAAGGUUACCUGGAGUUCAGUUAUUGGUUGUCGAGAUUAUUUCAGUUCCCGACAGCCAUAUAUGAUUUAUAAGCAUAGCAAUUUGUGUCACUUUAUUUGUGUGCAAUCCUAAAAAAAUAUGGUAGCUUUCAAUCACAAUGUCUGUGUAUGUUAAAAUUAUACUGCACUGCAUUGAUUUUGUGGUAUUAUAUCAUUCUUUUAAGAAACCGUGAUCAUUUCCAUGUGUUUAGAUUGUUCUGUGUGUAUUGUAUUAUUUUUGUCAUUGUCAUUAUACCCUCAACCAUUUUCACUUGCCUUAAAGCAGUUUUUGUGACUGCCUGGUAUGAGAGACAUGAUCAUUUUGGGUCACUUUCACUCUCUGAACACUCACUGAAUUAGAAUCCGGGAGUCAUUUUGCGUUCUCCUUUCCUUUCCGUUUCUCCAAGUUUAAAGGAGGGGAGAACUCUUAAAGAGAAGAAAACGGAUACAAUCAUGAACUGACAAUAGGGAAGACUAGUCCGACAUUAUGUGGUGCAAAUGCCUUUUUCACAGUAACAUACUUCUGGCAACACAAGACACUGUUGUUUUUAGUUUAAUACAGUUUAAAUACAGCCACAGACAUGUUGGUGAUAUUGUAAGUGUUUGACUUGUAAUAAUAUCUCUACCUGUUGGUCUUGGGCCCAGUUUUAACAACACUACUGCUGCAUUACUGUGUUCCACUAAGGGUUGUACCAAACCUUUUUGUGAAUUAUCUGCACUAAAAUACAGUAUAUGCCACUCCUUAUGCUUCUGGUAUUGAAGCUCUUGUAAUGCUUUUGUGACAAUAAUACCUUUUGUAAAAUGUGGUACAGAGCAUUUACAAUGAUAAACUGUACUGGCUAUUUGUAACAUUGUGUAACUAUUGGUUCUGUGUGAAAAAUUGUGGACAUUAAUCACACAAACACUUUUACAACGAGAGCAACUAGCUUGUACACAGGGAUGAUCUAUUAUUGCUUCCUAAUAUUCAACUACAAAUGCAUGUGAAAAGAGCUCUUUGAUGGUCUGUAGUUUGUAGAGGUGUUGUCAAAAUUCAUAUUCAUUCAAAGCAGCAGACAUGUUGAUAAUAUUGUAUGAUAAUGUGUUGUGUUUAUACUGGUACAGUGAAAUAAUAAGAACCCUUAUAUUAAAACAGAUAUGGUUAGAGUGGUAUACAGUGACUCUGGGUUUAAAUUAACCUAUUUUCAUAAAAGUAAACAGACAUAGGCACUCCAAUCUGUGGCCCUAAUGCCAUUUUCACUGUCGUGAUUGUUUCUACGGAUAAAAACGAAGGACUGUAAGGUGCAGUGUAGCUGCUAAGCUGACUUGGCAAAAUCACAUGAGUGUGCAGUGUUUUACAAACAAAUCUGUAUGUCUGAUUUUUAUCUCAUGAGUAAAAAGUGUAUCACUGAAGCCAUGCCUAUCAUUCACCAACUGCGUAUGAAGACUGAAAUGUUAUCAAUGCGUAUGAUUUCUUACAAAAUGUAGAUUUUUCAAUCUGUAACAUUCAACGUCACCACUCACUGAAAAAAUGCUUAUGAUUCACUACCUGUACUGUUGAUACAGAAAUGUAUUAAAACAUUUGAUUUCCUACAAA